Penicillium taxi is the source of this 522-nucleotide messenger RNA. Its product is annotated as mismatched base pair and cruciform DNA recognition protein. The coding region runs from base 1 to 522 and encodes 173 amino acids. The transcript has 2 exons. The record is from RefSeq and is a predicted model, not a curated record. Lineage: Eukaryota; Fungi; Ascomycota; Eurotiomycetes; Eurotiales; Aspergillaceae.
AUGUCUGACAACUCUUCCACCAUUGGUUCCUACGUGAACGCUGCCACUGGCAUUGCCCAGCGAGCUGUCGGUGCCGUCACCGGCGACUCCUCCGCCCAGGUCAAGGGUGAUAUCAACCAGGAGAAGGCUCAGGCCGAGCACGAUGCCUCCCACACUACCGCUAAGCUGGGACCCAUCUCCGCUGACCCCAACACCGGCGCCGUCGCCAAGGACGACUCUAACCGCACCACCGGCUCGUGGGACCAGACCAUCGGCUCUGCCAAGGAGUCCAUCGGCAACCUGAUCGGCAAUGACGAUCUCCGCCGCUCUGGUGCUGAGCAGAACGCUGCUGGAAAGGCUGAUGAAGCUAAGGGCCAGCUGAAGGAUCUUGGCUCCGGUAUUUCGGACCGUGUUACUGGUGCUGUUGGCUCCGUUGGUGCCGCUAUCGCUGGCGACCGUACUGAGGAGGAGAAUUUCCGUGACCAGCAUGACGAGGGCAAGGUUCGCCAGCGUGGUGCUGAGGCUGACAUUUCCAAGGCUUAA